Molecule: messenger RNA, 516 nt
Organism: Myotis davidii
Lineage: Eukaryota; Metazoa; Chordata; Mammalia; Chiroptera; Vespertilionidae
Exons: 1
Coding region: 40-375 (111 amino acids)
Biological process (GO): regulation of cell migration; actin filament organization
Cellular component (GO): cytoplasm
Molecular function (GO): actin monomer binding
Source: RefSeq, a predicted model, not a curated record
GAUUAUGGUGUGUCCACGGAGAGUCAUCGGUUGUAACAAAUGCCCCACCUUGGUCGGGAGGCUGUGCAUGUGUGGGGGCAGGGAGUACAUAGGACAUCGCUGGGCCUUCUGCCCAAUUUUGCUGUGAACCUAAAUCUCAAAAAACCAAAGAUUUUAAACAAAAAAGAGCAGACUCGGCGGCCGGCCGUGAGCAGAUCGACUUCUCUCGUUCGCGCACCUCGCUCGGCUUCCUCUGCGACCACGUCUGACAAACCCGAUACGGCUGCGAUUGAGAAACUCGCUAAGUCGAAACGGAAGAGGACAGAAACGCAAGAGAAAAAUCCACUGCCUUCAAAAGAAACGAUCGAACAGGAGAAGCAAGCAGGCGAGUCGUAAUGAGGCACACGCUGCCAGUAUGCACCAUACAUUCCACAAGCAUUGCCUUCAUGUUUUACUUCUUGUAGCUGUUUAACUUUGUAAGAUGCAAAGAGGUGGGAUCGGUGUAAGUGGCUGUGCUGCCCCUUUUCAGAACUACUG